This is a messenger RNA of Silurus meridionalis, 4934 nucleotides long. RefSeq names its product F-actin-uncapping protein LRRC16A (gene carmil1). The record is from RefSeq and is a predicted model, not a curated record. Gene Ontology annotation, biological process: regulation of Arp2/3 complex-mediated actin nucleation; cell migration. Lineage: Eukaryota; Metazoa; Chordata; Actinopteri; Siluriformes; Siluridae. Gene Ontology annotation, cellular component: lamellipodium; plasma membrane. Gene Ontology annotation, molecular function: protein binding.
GAAGCGUGUCUCCACCCCUGCAGAGUCCAAACUCCGUCUGUGUUCCGUUUGUCCUGAGAUCUUCUGUGCUCUCUGUAAAGCAGAACAGCUGGAGACACAAUGGGAAGACAUUCAGAGCGAGAAGUGGAAUAAAUGCUGUAGAGAAGCAGAAGAACAGCUGGAGGAGAAGUUCAGGGUUCACCUGAGAGUGAGCUGAGAUCCCACUGCAGGACAGGUUCACACACGUUCCUGCCCAAAACCCCCCCUUCAACCGGGACUACAGGGAUUUACUACUGCUGGACUCUGUGUGUGUGUGUGUGUGUGUGUGUGUGUGUGUGUGUGUGUGUGUGUGUGUGUGUGUGUGAGUGAGUGCCAGGAUGGUCUCAGAGGAGGACUCAAAGGAAGUGCUAGAGAGCGUGCAGGAUGCCGUGGGCCGACAUCUCAAACUGAGCCUGAGAAAGAAGGUGCAGCUUGAGGGCAAAGGUGACAAGCAGGACACCCGAAUCCUGGCUCUGGCUCCACAUCGGGCAUUUCUGCUGUCAGCUCGAGUUCCUGCCCGGAUAGAACAAAGCUUUAAUUUCUUCGACAUCCAAGUGGUGGGCAGCAGCAGGACAGGCCAGUUGGUGGUGGACUAUGAUAAAGGACAGCUGUGUGUGAGACUCAGCUCCAAUGAGGAGGUUGAUGAAGUCAUCGCUCAGAUAGGAGUCAGUAUACAGGAGCACUGCCCCGGCCUCAACCCAAUGAGGGUGAUGAAGAGGUUAUCUCUGAAGCCCCCUGAAAGGAUGAAUCUACAAGCAUUCUGGGAAAAUAAUCAUUCCAUUGAUACUGGACCUUGUGGUGCUUUCUCUCGGAUGUACUGGUGUGUGUGUGAUCAGAUGGGGCUGCCUUACAAAGCGGAGGUGCAAUGGGACGUGGACACUAUCUACCUCACCCAAGACACAAAAGAGCUCAACUUACAAGACUUUAUCCACCUGGAAACCAGGGAUCUGAUAGCCAUCAUUGCAGUUUUGGAGUACAACCAGUGGUUCACCAAACUCUCCCUCAAGGAUUUUAAACUGUCCACAGAUUUAUGUGAUCAAAUCUUGAGAGUUGUGGCUCGAUCUAGCAGAUUAGAAGAACUGGCUCUGGAAAACACAGGACUCAAAGCUGAUUUUGCACAGAAGUUGGCCAGCGCUCUGAGCCAGAAUCCACACUCAGCUCUACACACACUCAACCUGGCCAACAACUCAGUGGAGGACAAAGGCAUUGUGUCUCUGAGUUUACCCCUGGGAAAACUUCCAUCUGGACUGAAACAUCUGAACCUCUCGAAAAACUCUCUCUCAGCUAAAGGUGUGAACCUUCUGGCUCAAUCUCUGUGUUCCAACUUGGCCUUCUUUAACACACUGACACACCUUGACCUGUCUGGAAACACACUGAGGGGAGACGAUCUGUCUAACCUGUGGAACUUCCUGAGUCAGCCGAACAUCCUGCACACUCUCGACCUGUCAAACUGUGACUGUGCUCUGGAACUGGUCUGCUCUUCUUUACUCCGAGGCUCUCUGCAACAUCUUUCCAUCCUCAACAUGUCCAAGAGUGUCCUAAAUAUUAAGAAAGGAAAGGAGCUGCCAUCCUCCUUUAAGCAGUUCUUCAGCACCGCGCUGGCGCUCAACACUAUCGUCCUCUCCGGCACCAAAUUGCCUCCUGAGGCUCUGAAAGCUCUGUUGCUUGGUCUGGCCUGUAAUCCCAACCUAAAAGAUAUCUCAUUGGAUCUGAGCAGCUGUGAGCUGCGUUCACCUGGAUCCCAGAUUUUGGAGGGCUGUAUAGCAGAGAUUCCCAACGUCUCCAACCUGGAUAUUUCAGACAACAGUUUGGACUCUGAUCUGACGACUUUGCUGGUGUGGCUGGCUAAAAAUCGCUCCAUCAGACAGCUGUCUCUGGGCAAGAACUUCAACAACAUCAAAUCCAAGAAUCUGGGCCAGGUGCUGAACAGUUUGGUUCUUAUGAUCCAGGAGGAGGAAUCUCCACUCAGCUCUCUGUCCCUGGCUGAUUCGAAGCUGAAGGGCGAUCUGUCCAUCGUGCUGAAUGCUGUAGGUGGGAACAGCUCCCUGACUCGCCUGGACAUCAGCGGCAAUGGCAUGGGGGACAUGGGGGCUAAAAUGCUGGCCAAAGCCCUGCAGAUCAACACCAAACUCAGGACUGUGAUUUGGGACAGGAAUAAUGUCAGCGCUCAGGGUCUGCAGGACGUCGCCUCUGCUUUGGAGAAGAACUACACUAUUCGCUUCAUGCCGGUGCCCAUCAUGGAUGCAGCACAAGCCCUGAAGUCCAGCCCUGAGAAAACCGAGGACGCGCUCAUGAAGAUGGAGCAGUAUCUCUUGAGGAACCACGAAACAAGGAAAUACCUUCAAGAACAAGCCUACAGGCUACAACAAGGCAUUGUGACAUCCACCACACAACAGAUGAUUGACAGGCUUUGUGUGAAGGUGCAGGACCACCUGAAUUCUCUUCGCUUCAAUGAAAGAGAGAAGGUUCAGGAGGAUAUGAGAGCCGGAGAGACUUGUCAAGGACGCCAAGCUCAAAAAGACUGCUGUCCAGAAUAUCAGCUGCGCUCGGCAAAGCAUACGGCUAGAGAGGGAGGUGUGAGCGGAGCUGAUGAAGGUGGAGACGGAGGUGGAUUGUGUGAGAUGGUCGAGAGCCCGUGGGUGUCCCCGAUCCAGGACAAACUGGAGUCCAUGGCAGGAGAAGUCAGCACUGUCAUAAACCAGCAGCUGCAGACUUUGCUGGUGUCCAUGGUGGACACGGCGGAAAGUGUGUGUCCUCACGUGAUGCACACAGCAAACCUGAGGCAAACUCUGAUGCGGGUGAGCGAGGGGAAGAUGAGCGUGCCUCGAACCUUCAUCACCAACACCCUGCUCGAGCAGUCUGCCGUCGACAUCAUCAACAAGAUCAGUGAAGUAAAGCUCAGCAUGGCCUCGUUCCUCUCCGACCGCAUCAUUGAUGAGAUUUUAGAGUCUCUUUCUCGAUCUCAGCACACACUGGCAGAGCAUCUGAGUGGGCGUGGCCAACCGCUGAUUCAUCAUGAUUCAGAGGAGACUGAGGUUCUCGAGGAGGACCAACUGGAGCCAGAAAACCUGCCAGCACCUUCAUCUAACCUGCUGCUGUCUCCAACCUCCAAGAGGCAGAGCAUCCUUUUUCGGAUGGUGCGUCCCAUCUCCGUGGCCUUCGAGCUGGAGUUUGAUUUGGAUAAAGCGCUGGAGCAUGUGCCCAUUCACCUGGAAGACCCGCCCCUUCCUCCACCCCCUGAACCCGUGGAGGCGGAGCUCGAGAGGCCAGAGAGUGUGUUUUUUACUGAUCUGCCAACAGAAACAGAAAGCCCCAAACUUGAACACAUGACCAAAAACCGCCCACGGAGGAAGAAGACCAAAACCAAACCGAGAAAAGGAGUGGUGGGAGAUUGUAGAAGCCUUCCUGCAGACAUGGAGCAGACAGAGUUUGUUGGGAAAGUGGAUGAGGGGCUGGACGACUUCUUUGGUAAAAAAGUCGCAAGGAUUUGCAUCAAGUGUCCCUCAAUAAAAGACGCAGGUCCAGAAGGCGAGAAGAGGCGGGAAUCUCGCAUGAGUGGCUUCUUCAACCUCAUUAAAUCCCGUACUUCCAUAAAAUCUCCACCCACGAGUCCACACACAUCUGUUCCUGCAACAACAACCACUAGCACGCCAUCUUCACCAUCUACGACUGAACCCGAUAACGCAGAAUCCACAAAGCCUGCAGUGAAAAGCCCUGUCCCAGAACACACUCAAGAACCAAUCAAGACUCAGAUCCUGGAGAAAGCCGAACCUUGUGAACCCAUAGAUACAGCUGUGACCUCUGAGAGUAAAGGUCAUGCCGAAGAGGGGAAGAAGAGGGAAGGGCCGCAGGGGGGGCGGAUCCGAGGGGUACAGGUGAUGGGGAACGACUUCCUGGCGCAACUACGGGCCAAACAGGAGAAGAUGAAAGGAAAAGCAGGUGAAGCCUCAUCCGCAAACAAACCCGAAUCCAACCACGCUGAUAAUGACGGUGCAGCUGUAGACAAGCCAGCGCAGAAAGAGCACCAACCAGAGGCUGUGUCGAAACCUCUCUAUCCUUCUCCUCAUCUCCUGAAAGCAACUGCUCCUGCCUCUGUUCACACACCAGCCUCUGUUCACACACUUGCAGCCACACACACCGGCCUCAAAGCCUCACUCAGCCCACCGUCCGGCAACCACAAAUCCACCCCGAGCAUCCACCAAGAGCAAAAACCAAGCCAAGAGCACCAUCCUUCCGGCCCCCCGAGCAGCUCCAGCAUAUCUACAAAUGAUGUCCCAAUUCAUGUCGAUGAUGUCUCUUCUACCAAACAAUCUGCAAUGAACCAACACCAGAAGGAGGAGUCAUCUAGCCUGGAGAAAGAGGAACAUAUAUGUGUCUCUUCUGGCUCGUUUCCUAUAGUGCUGGAUGCUGCAGCAGAGGGCAGUGUGUUUGAGCCAGAAAACAACACACAGCCCUCACACAUCGCAGUACAACGCAGCACCUCCCUUCAGUCCUCCAGUUCCACCAGUGCUGCCGAAGAUAAAGACGAUCAACAGCACCCCGUGUCCCUGCCUGCAAAAGUUGACCUUCUGACUUCUACAGACUCUACUUUAUUUCCGAGUCUCUGGAUUCCAGCAGCUCUGACACUCAGCUUCAGUCUUCUGCAGUGCCUCAACACACAGACCCAACUCAGGAGGAAAUCUCGAGCAGCGAGGAUGAGAGUACAGAGUAAAAGCGAAACCAAGCAGGGUCGGGUUUCCCAAAAGCUUCACCCUCAGAAAGAUCACAGUUAAAUAGUAGCGCAAGCAUUACCUUGAUAAAAUUUUCUCUCAAUCCUGAUGUUCAGAAUUUAGCCAUGUUUUUGGGAAACUUGGCCCAGAACAUUAGAAUAUAAACCAACCAAACCAAACACCAGAAAAUAACCGGAAAUGUACAAU